This is a messenger RNA of Spirodela intermedia, 6229 nucleotides long. Lineage: Eukaryota; Viridiplantae; Streptophyta; Magnoliopsida; Alismatales; Araceae. The record is from the annotation of a GenBank genome assembly.
AUGGACACCGUCUUCCGCCCGGAAGUCAGCUCCAUUGCCAGGGGAUUUGGGAGCUCAUGGUCGGUAUCGCGCGAUGGAGCUUGGCGCCUGUCGAAUUACCGGUGCGGAAUGGCGUUCCCCUGUAGGAGGAGCGAGGGUCGCCGCUGGACCAGGCUGAGGAGUUCGCUCAAGGUGUCGUGCGCCUCCGUUGAUUCUGCGAUGAUGGAGGAGCUGGGACUCGGGGGACUGGAUCUCCGGAACCCGGCCUUGUCUUCUUCCCACCGGCCGUCGUGGAUCGCCCCGCCGAAUCAGACGGUGCUGGAAGCCCAGGCGAGGGUCUGCACGGGACCGACGCAGACGAGACCGCUGAGCGAAGAACAGGCCUUCAAAGUUUUCGGCACAAUCCUCCGUUCAGGUUGAAUUACUCUUGGAGUCUUUGACUUCAUUAGUUGUUCUCUCUCUCUCUCUCUCUCUCUCGUUCAAUUUUUGGGCGAAGAUACCUCGUCGCUUCCUUCCCUUUUUCAUUAAAUAGAAUAAUCCAACAUUUUGAUUUACUUACCUCCUUUUUCAGCAAUUCACUCAGUAUUAUUUAUAUUGGUGUGCAUUAUGGAAAUAUUGACCAAGUUACAGACGAGAACUCUUACCUUUUAGUUCGUAACUCUUUGUGGUUGAAUUCGAAGGAAUUUGUGUUGCCAGUUUAGACAUGGAAUUUGUGUUUAGAAAACCAAACGUAAGUUUAUAUUCGAAAUUCUUGUAUAUUGACUGGCUAAUAUGGGUAGCGUCGAAAUCAGAAUACCGUCAUUUUCAUCCAUUUUUACGCGAAAUAACCUUCUCAUUGCCAUGUGUGCAUUGAUUCGUUUCAUGAAAACGAGGUCAAUCUUGUUAUUUCUAUCAAUGGUGUCACUAACAACGUCAACUCUCUGCCUGUGGCACAGCAUGUGAUCUUUGACAAUUUUCCCUUUUUUGUUGUAUAUUUCAUUAAGAACAACAUAUUCCAUCCUCUCUAAUUCCUUUCCUUACUACCUUUUCAUUGCCUAAGCUAGCGGAGAACUGAAAGAUUCGGAAGUCUCUCAAGCCCAGCUUGGGGCUUUCUUUGCUGCGAUGACAAUACGUGCAAAUGCAUUUCCAGAAGACACACAAUGGAGUGAGGGAGAGGCACGUGUGAUGAAGGAAUUCUGGCCACAGCUGGUUCAAGUUCUUUCUCCUGAUAUUAUCUUUAUAGCAGAUCCUGAGGGUACAAUAAUGGGAGGCAGUUCUGUUGGUCCUCAAUUUGUUGGCCAGAGCACUGCUGAGAUGAGAUUGGUCGGUGCUCUGAGAGAGGUGCUAGCAGGUGGGCAUCUAGGUUUUGAGGAGGUGCAAGGUGUUUUAAAGGAUGUUCUCCCUCUGGAGUCUGAGGAUGGAAAGUCGAAAAAGGUCAGCGAAUCGCUGAUCUCUGCAUUUUUAAUAGGACAGCGAAUGAAUAGAGAGACAGACCGUGAACUGAAGGCCUAUUGCCUUGCUUUUGAUGGGGAGCCAGGUGAUAUAUUCUUUGGCUAAUUUUUUUCCCAUUAGGUUUUAAGAAAAUCGUUCUGACAACUUUUCUAUUUGUCAGGCUCUGCUCCUGUGGCAGAUGUGAAAUCAUUGACUCACUAUGGUGAGCCUUAUGACGGAAAUACACGAUUCUUUAGGAGCACAUUGUUUGUUGCCGCAGUGAGAGCUUGUUACGGAGAGUCUUGCCUACUUCAUGGUGUUGAUUGGAUGCCUCCUAAGGUCCAAAAAAAUCUGUUCCUUUUAUUCUAUGUACUGUAUCAUAUCAAUUUUUUUCAACUUUUUAUGCUUGGUUGUUCAAUUGUUGGGCAUAUUAUUUUCAAUCUAUUUAAAGUGUCGGACCUUUGUGGUUUCUAGGGGGGUGUCACCGAAGAACAAAUGCUGAAAUUCAUGGGUGCCAAUACCCAUUUGUCCCCGUUACAAGCAAAAAAGCUCCUCGAGGUGCAUCUUACAGUUUCUUGUGAUUGGUUUCCUUGAAUGCAGAUGUUUUAGAUAUUGUAUACAUCAUCCUUUAUUUUUUCAGGAUGAGAAUGUCGGUCUGGCCUAUGUAAGUCAACGCGAAGCAUGCCCUUCUCUGUAUGUGUUCUUACUACUGUAUCCUUGUAUAGCUUUCAGUGACUUAUUUCUGAGGUUCAAUGUCGCUCUAUAUGCACUUUCCUUUUCAAAAGUGGACCAUGAUUCAGCUCAAUGCUCUGGGAUUCAUAUGGCUUGUACAGUAUAGUGGAACAAAAAUGUUCAUCCGCUGAUUAAUUGUAGUUUCAGUUUAGGUAUUGACUAUUUGUAGCAUGCCGAAUCUCUUUUGGAAAUCAAAAGUUUCUCUUGAACCUUUCUUUUUUGCAUCAGGUAGAGUAAUUUGGCUAAAUUUUCACAAUUUUUCCUCAGUUAAGAUUUCGCGCACAUAGAGUAGUUUACUGUCAGAGACAGUGUUCCAAGUUUCACCUUCUUGUACUUUAUUUUCUUCUACUCGGGUUAGGUAAUUUAAUGAUUACUGAAAAUCUCAUUUGAUUAAAUGGCGUUACCAUCUUAGUAUUUGGAUCUGAUUAAUUCGAAACUACGUCAGUCAAGAAGAAAUUCGUAUUCAACAAACUAAUGUAGCUCCCCGGAUUCUGAAUUAUCUGAGCUCAUACUUAUACCACCCUCCACCCGAUCCAUCACGCCCUCAUAUUUGUAUUUGCACCAGAUAUCCUGCAAAUUGUUCUUUUGUGAGUGCUCCAUCUUAUGGCGCGGAUACUCUGUCUUGAGUGAUGGCUGUAGAUCGUGGGCAGCCCCUCCUCUCCUGGCUUUCAAUAAUAUGUUCCUUUAAAUCGCUCUGCUUGUUCUUAAGCUCGGAACCUGAGCUUAAAAGGAGAUCUGCUGGCUUACUUCCCGAUGUGGAUUGGUUGACGUUGGAUGUUCCAAUCUUACCCAGAGGAUGUGAGCCCAUUCUUCUAAAAGUUAAAUACAAAAUUUUGAUUAGUUAUAUCACUGCUGAUGUUAAGAAGACACUGUCACGUACUUCAUUUCAUUUUGAAUAUGAUGACAUUUUUUAAAUUGAUAUCCACUAUUUUUCAUAAUAUUUUAAUCCUUAGCAUCCUCUCAUCAUAAUGAUCAUUCUUACGAGCAAGGUUCCUCAUGCACAGAUUGAUUCUGCAGAUAUUCCUUAAUUGCCCUCAGAGAGCACAUCAAAAAACGACCGCCAUUGGCAACUUCUGAAAAGGUUCAGCAAAUUGUGAGGGUCAGUCUAUCCAUCCCUAUCAGAUUAUCGGGCCCAUAUGUUUAGUCGUGGUAAACUCUCUGUUACUGACACUUGGCCUUUCCUUCAGGCUCGGGGGAGGGAAGCUAUUAUUGCUGGAUUCUAUCACGAAGGUUACGUAGAUCCCCUGCUGAUGCUCAUGAAAAGAAGAAGUGUCCACUCUGGUUUAGUUGUAAAGGUUGUUUCUUGGUACUUUCAAAAAACACGAAUUUUAGCUUUACCAUUUAUUUCAACCCAGCUUCUCUAUUUUUUUUCAAUUACCCUCAAGAAAAAAGCAUCUAUAUUACCUUCCGCAAUAUCUGUUCUCAACCACAUUUUCCAUUUUCCGAAUUUCCAUGGUGGUUGGAUUUUCUCUUUUUAUAGAUCAACUUGCGGAUGCCCAUUUAAGUUAAAUUCUUGGGAAAAUAAAUUUGGUUCAUAAAGACUUCAUUCUCUAGGCUUCUGGGUUUCCAUUUCUUUUAUUACUUGGGUUACUGCGAGAUGUUUUCUCUGUCUGGAGUGAGCUGGCUAACUUGCCAUCUUUGGAUACCUUUCCAUUCCUCAGGUUAUUUUGUGGAAGCAUAUCUACACAAAAUAGGCAAAAACAUUUCAAAUUAUCCAGCUGUUGGUUCCGUUUUUCUUUCGGAUUAGUUUGGUUUUUAUCAAGUCCAUGUGCUCAUUAGCUCUAUAAUUCCUCAGUUUUACAAUACGUUGAUUACAAUAAAUGCAUUGACAUUAUGGGGGGGAGGGAUUUAAGAUAUGAUUUAGUUCUCACAUUUAUGGGUUUCUUUUGGGUGAGCGACAUAAUUACCAAGUAACUUGGUAACAAAUGCCAUUCACAAGAAGGCUUUUUUUUUUUUUCAUUUCGAAGAUACAUAGUUAAUCGAGGCCUUACAUGCAGAGAGUACUCUGGGUUCAUUGAACGGACUUGAUUGUGAUUUCUAGUCCACGAUCUUUCACAUAUAUAAUUAGACCCAAAAUUGGCCAGGUUUAGAACAGAUCGACCCAGAAUCUGAUGAUUAACUUGUAUGGUCCAAUUCAUGGCCAAACACAGCCUGAUUUCCUUGCCAAAUUGAGUAUAUAAAUGGGCUCAAGGUACCCCCGAUAUUUCAAUGGGAGCAGUCUUUCUCUCCGGUAGCUUCUUUUUUCGGACCAAUUAUAUUUCACUCAGAAAUGAUGUGGAUUUAUUUAUUUAUUUAUCAUCUCGAGGCUAUUUUUCUUGUAUCAAGAUUUUAGCUGAUGAAUCUUGAUGUCUCUGUUGAUGCAGGGUGAAGAAGGUGCACUCUCAAUGACGACAAAGGCGAGGUCGGAAAACGCAUCAAAAGGUCUUCCUGUGAACUACUGCUCAGGCUUCCGUCCGCCGGAUGAUGAUUUGGCUCCUGAUGUUGAUGGUACCACCAUAACCAGCUGGUUAAUCGCAUUCUUCCUCUUUUAGUAUAAUUCUAGGAAGAAAAAACCCUAAAUCUCCUCCAAUAAAUUUUACCAUCUAAUUAUUUUCUCAUGUAUCGAUAACUGUAGACUUAGAUUCACAGAAGCCUCUUAUUAUCCCAAUUCUCAUAAUGUUACCAUCAUCAUCAUCAUCAUCAUCAUCAUUUUUCCUCUUUCAGUAUAAUUCGGGAAAGAAAAAACUCUAAAUCUCUUCCAAUAAAUUUCACCAUCUAAUUAUUUUCUCAUGUAUCGAUAACUUUAGAGAUAAACGUUUUAUUAGAUUCACAGAAGUCUCUUAUCAACCCGGUUGCUCACAAUGCUAUCAUCAUAUCAUCAUCAUUAUCGUCAUCAUCAUCAUCAUCAAAUGAUCAUUUUUCCUCUCAGUAUAAUUCUGGGAAGAAAAAACCCUGAAUCUCGUCCAAUAAAUUUCACCAUCAGAUGUAUUGAUAACUUUAGGGAUAAACGUUUUAUUAGAUUCACAGAAGCCUCUUAUUAACCCGGUUGCUCACAAUGUUAUCAUGAUCAUAUCAUCGUUAUCAUCAUUAUCAUUAUUAGUUGGGAUUAUCCCACGAAUUAGGCCACCGGAUUAGCAUCAUCCCAAGGACGGGCAGUAAUUAAUUUGUAUUUUUUUUUUGUUUUUUUGUUUUUAACUGAGAGUAGAAAGUUGGUGAGGUUUUCUUCGAUGCUUCUGUGGUCAGGGAUAUCACGCCAGAGCUUCAGCCUGGUGGUCGAUGCGAAGAGCUAUGGCUUCGAACCGUCAGAAACCCCAAGAACUGACAGAUCGGUAUACAAUCUAUUCCCCUGUCUCUGACACGUACUUUCAGUUAUCCAAACAUGAUAAAACUGCGUUUUCACAUGUGGGUUUUAUGAAAUGUAUUUACCGAAUCACUGAUAGUCGUCUUGAGUGGGCGUUCCCUAAGAUAUCAUCAGUCGCCGAGGAUACUAGAACAAAACCUCUUAAGUCUAGUUAUUAGUGUAAUCAGCCUCCCUCCUCUCUCUCUCUCUCUCUCUCUCUCUCUCUCUCUCUCUCUCUCGCGCUCGCUAUCAAUGUACUUACUGUCCUUUUCGGCCUUCCCCCCCUAAUGAGCCAUCAGUUAUCUUCUGUAUAUAUAUAUAUAUAUAUAUAUAUAUAGAUAUAUAUUUAUAUUUAUAUUUAUAUAGUUGAGGAACAGCAGUUCACCCACUCACCUGUCCUUUGAUAACUGGUGAAACCUUCUCUAAGCUUCUUCUAUGUUUCUUUUUAAGGCUGGGCGUCAAAACCCACCCAGCCUUCAAGGCCGGCGCCUUCCAUCUGUCCUCUCUCCUAAUAUUUUUUUCGGCGUGGAAUAUUAUUUAUGUAUUUAUUUAUUAUUUUGUGUGUAGGUGUUGAGGAACAUAGAACUGGGGCUGUCGGCGCUGAGCGGGGAGAAGGGCCCGGCCUACGACCGCAUCGUGCUCAACGCCGCGAUUGCCGACCAUCUGCUCGGCUGCAGCGGCGCCGAGGACCCCGCCUCCGCCUUCGCCAGGGCCCGGGAGGCCAUCGACAGCGGCAACGCCCUCCACAGGCUCAUCAACUACAUCAAGAUCUCUCACAAACUCACCUGA